Brachypodium distachyon (stiff brome) is the source of this 2470-nucleotide messenger RNA. RefSeq names its product calmodulin-binding protein 60 B. NCBI's taxonomy places the organism in Eukaryota, Viridiplantae, Streptophyta, Magnoliopsida, Poales, Poaceae. The transcript is spliced from 9 exons. Gene Ontology annotation, biological process: regulation of salicylic acid biosynthetic process. The record is from RefSeq and is a predicted model, not a curated record. The coding region runs from base 222 to 2174 and encodes 650 amino acids. Gene Ontology annotation, molecular function: calmodulin binding; sequence-specific DNA binding; DNA-binding transcription factor activity. Gene Ontology annotation, cellular component: nucleus.
AGGCGGGCGCUAGGGGGGCGAGCACAAACAAACACACGAGCAGGCGCUGCUGCGCUCACUCCCCCACACUUCUCAAUCAAACGCCGCUCGCAGAUCUCCCUCGCUCGCGUCGCCCCCGGUCCUCUCGAUCCGCGGGAGUUUCCGCCGGCCGCUCGAAUCCGAUCUGAGUGACCGCUCCGGCGCCGGCAGAGGAAGAGCCUAGGGUUAGGGUUUUGGGGGCGAUGCAGCGGCCUGGGCGUGGCCUGCAGCGGUCAGGCUCGAAGCGUGUGCUCGACCCGACCGGCGGCGGCGGCGGCGGCGACGACGACGACCAUGCGCCCAAACGGCCUCGCGUGCCCGCCCUGGCAAGCGUCAUUGUGGAAGCCCUUAAGGUGGACAGUUUGCAGAAGCUUUGUUCUUCACUGGAGCCAAUUCUUCGUAGAGUUGUAAGUGAAGAGGUCGAGCGUGCUUUGGCCAAGUUGGGUCCUGCUAGAAUUGAAGGAAGGUCCUCUCCCAAAAGAAUCGAAGGACCUGAUGGGAAAAAUCUUCAGCUUCAAUUUAGAAGUAGGUUGUCUCUUCCACUCUUUACUGGUGGAAAAGUAGAAGGUGAGCAGGGAGCAGCUAUUCAUGUUGUGCUGCUGGAUACGAACACUGGAUGUGUAGUCACUUCGGGACCCGAAUCAUUUGCAAAACUGGAUGUUCUUGUGCUUGAGGGUGACUUCAAUAAAGAGGAAGAUGAGGAUUGGACAGAAGAAGAGUUUGAAAGCCACAUUGUCAAGGAGCGUGAAGGGAAGAGACCUCUUUUGCAUGGUGAUCUUCAGGUGACUCUUAAAGAAGGUGUUGGAACCAUAGGCGAGCUUAUCUUCACUGACAACUCCAGCUGGAUAAGAAGCAGGAAAUUCAGACUUGGUCUGAGGGUGGCCUCUGGUUUCUGUGAAGGUAUUCGUGUUAGGGAGGCGAAGACAGAAGCUUUUACUGUUAAGGAUCACAGAGGGGAAUUGUACAAAAAACACUACCCACCUGCCUUGAAGGAUGAUGUCUGGAGACUAGAAAAGGUUGGCAAGGACGGUGCAUUCCACAAGAAGUUAAAUGCUAGUGGGAUCUAUACAGUUGAAGAUUUUCUACGGCUUCUUGUUAGAGAUCAGCAGAGGUUGCGAAGUAUUCUUGGGAGUGGUAUGUCAAACAAGAUGUGGGAAAGCCUUGUUGAGCAUGCAAAGACUUGUGGCUUAAGCGGAAAGCAUUAUAUCUAUUAUGCCAAUGAUUCAAGAAACGUCGGCGCGAUAUUCAAUAACAUAUAUGAGUUCACUGGCUUGAUUGCGGAUGAUCAGUUCAUUUCAGCUGAAAACCUCACUGACAACCAGAAGGUCUAUGCUGACACAUUGGUAAAGAAAGCAUACGAGGACUGGAUGCAUGCUGUAGAAUAUGAUGGUAAGGCACUCCUGAGCUUCAAGCAGAAAAAGAAAACUGUCACAACAAGAAGUGAUACUGCAGCAGCUUCAUCAAGCAAUCUGGCUUCUUAUGGUUCGGUCAAUGCACAGAAACAGAUAUUGCCAGGAAAAGCUGGGCAAUCUUCUGCGGGUACUACGAGUGAAGCAGAUGGAGCAAGAAGCACAUACAACGGAAACCAAACAGCAAGAUACACCGCCAGUCCCCAGAGUAUCCCCGCAAACAUUACCAUGCAAUAUGAGAGGAGUGCACUGUUACCUGAAAGCCAAUUAAAUGGGUCCUCUCUCCAGACUCAAGCUUCUGGAGGCUCCAAUAUGCUGGCAUUAGGACCUCCACAGCAACAGCCGCAGGGUUUUGAAUUCCAAGCACUUGGUCAGUCCAUGCAGCCGGCAGGUCUGAAUACUUUUGAUCAAUGGUCACAGCCUCAGGAGAACCGUGGGGUUGACGACUACUUGAUGGAGGAAAUCAGGUUGAGGAGCCAUGAGAUACUGGAGAAUGACGAAAUGCAGCAGAUGCUGCGGAUUUUGAACAUGGGUGGAGUACCGACUAACCUGCCUGAAGACGGCUUCAGUUUUCCUUACAACAUGCAGUCACCUUUGCCGAGCUUCAACUUUGAAGAUGACCGCACUCGACCACCAGGGAAAGCCGUCGUUGGCUGGCUUAAAAUCAAGGCAGCUAUGCGGUGGGGCAUCUUCGUCAGGAAGAAAGCGGCUGAGAGAAGAGCUCAGCUUGUUGAGCUAGAUGACUAGCAAAUACAUCUCGAGUACUUGACUGCUGGUCUUGUAACAAAGCUCCAUUCCUGUUAUUGUUUAGGGUUUCGUAACCCAUGGGGCUAAAUCCUUGCACCCUUGGGGGGACAGUCAGGUCAUGAGCCGUUAAUCAUGGGCAAACUCUUUUAGUUUUUGAGUUUUUCUUAUUUUUGUAUAGUUGUGUCACCAUUGUUGGUGUAGUGUGAUGCUUGUUAAGCUUAACCUGGACGGUGUACAUUUAUUUGUUGCAGAACUGAAGACAUUAAACAUGGCGUUCCUUUUGUUUUCACGUAAAA